Bufo bufo (common toad) is the source of this 1675-nucleotide messenger RNA. It is a transcript of the gene PIMREG, whose product is annotated as PICALM interacting mitotic regulator. Lineage: Eukaryota; Metazoa; Chordata; Amphibia; Anura; Bufonidae. Bases 193 to 1065 code for a protein of 290 amino acids. The record is from RefSeq and is a predicted model, not a curated record. The transcript is spliced from 5 exons.
CAGACGUCUUUUAGUGGCGUAAUGAAUUUCUCCCAGUGGAAUAUACUUCUGCCUAUAGAACUUCAUACAUUGGCGACUAAAAAUCUUGGGCUGCGUUCACAUCUGCACGGAAGGGCCGGAUGCAGCACAUAACUGAACAUGUUCUUAAAGGGGUUGUCCAUGCUGCAGUGUCUGUCUAGGAGGUAAAAGAAGAUGUCUUCAGUCUUUCGAAGUGUUGGUUGGAGAAACCACAAUGUAUUGGAAAAUAUAGAUGAACAAGACAGUCCUCAGCCUGACAAGUUCAGAAAAAGGCCCUCAUCAAGCUCUCUUAACACAAUGCGCAUGUCCCUGCGGAAGAGGAUGCCACUGAAGCAGGUGGAGAUGAACAUCAAUGCCGUGCCCGACUGGAGCAGGGUGGGAGUAAAGGAGAAGCAGCGCCCCUUGCAGUCCAUGACCGUUACAGCCAAGAACAUGUUUGGAACCAUGUCAAAGAAAAUGAAGAAAAAUGACAGAAAAUCAAAUCCGUUUUUGUUGGAGUCUCCAGACCAGUUUAGAGGGACCAGAAAACAAAGCAGUACUCCCAGAAGUAGUAGAAAAUCUACACCUAAAACUCCUAGAUGUCGACGGUUGGUAGAAGAAGCGAGCCCAAGUAAUAGGGUCACUCCAAAGUCCAGCAAGAGGGCAUCCCUCUGUACCAGAAAAAUCAGCAGCAACCAGUGGAAAAGCUUCUCCAAUAUAGUGGGGAACGAAGGACUAAACCUGAGAAGAUCUGUGAGGGCAGCAUCCCUGAGCAGCCCAUACGCUUCACCCGUGACCGUUAGCAGAAGAAGGCAGUUUGAGAAAGACCUGGAAUCUGUUUCUGCAGGAAUCCGGCAGCUGAAACGUCUCUCCAGGGUAUUUGAUGAUGCCAUCUUACAGGAAGAAAGGAAAGAAGCCAUUUUGAAUUACCACAGUGUAAUGACCAAGAAUCUGUCUCGUACUCGCCAUUCUCAGCUGUCUUGGAAAAGUACACGGAGACUGAAGCGUACACGUCAAGGCUGGACUGAGGUGGCUUUAACCAGUAUUGGCAACAUUGGCGCACGUUAACGAUAUACUCUGUGUAACCAGCUUUAUCUUUUUAUAUAUAUGUCUGUCCAUAUAGCUGUUACUAACUGCAGCACUGUGUGAGCUUGUGCAUCUAUUCAGUGAACUUGGACUUAAUAUGUUUCCACCUUUUAUUAUUCACUACACUAUAAUAUCAAAUCCCGUUUAUAACAGUUUUUUUUUAUUUAAAAGACAGUCCAAACAUAAGCAUGUAUUGGAUGGCACUUAGUAUGACGUUAUUGCAGUACUAGAGUUUGAGCCUGGAAUAUUUUGACAGGCAAAAAUAUUUAGCAAGGUGUACACAUAUUGGAACAAGUAUCCACCAUUCAACUAAUAGUUUUGAGGCAGGCAAAAAAUACACAGGAGGUACAAAUAUGGCUGCCAAGUUAUUUGUACUAACAUCAGCCCUACACAUAAGAUGCUUGGCCGGCAGCAAUCACUUCUGUUCUUCUCAUUCACAUGCUUGCUCAGCUCGGCCAAACAAACGCGUUCUCAAUAGAAAGAGGUAGGGGAAACCCAAUCUUUGUCUCCCGACAUCUACCAUCGGGUGAGAGUCGGGAGGUCCACCCUCACACACACACACUUGAUGUUUUGGCCAGUUCGGCCAACAUAC